AUGGCGGGCGCGGAAAGAUACGAGCACGACUUCGUCAACGCGCCGGGCUACAUGGGCAUGCAGCAUCAGGGCAUGCCGGGCAUGGGGCGGCCUCAGCCGACGCCUUACCCGCUCGUGCCCGUGUCCGGCUACACGGCGUAUAACUACCCGCCUGCCCAGCACGAGGCACCCGGGCUCUUCUCGCCUAACCAAAGACCACCGCAUCUGAAUUAUUCGUUCAUGAACACGCAGCAUUCGUCGGCGUACGCGUCUCCUAGUCACACGCUCAUCGGCCACUACCAGCCGUCGUCAUCGCCGGCGACGCCGCCGAUCACGCACGCGGAUGCCACGACACUCACGCAGGCGCGUGUUAAAAUUUGGUUCCAGAAUCGGCGCAGCAAGUGUAAGAAGGUGAUGAAGCACGCGCAGGCGAACGGCCAGCCGAUACCGUCGAUGGUACCUGCCAGCGCGCUCAUGCAUCCACCUACCAGCUCGUCCGCCUCGCUGUCGCCCUGGGACCAAGGUACCGACAGGUCGAACGAGAGUCCGGGCGAGUACCGGCCCAUGCCGCCGCAGUACCCGUGGCCGCACCUCCAGGGCGCCUACAACGACGCCAGCGCCCCUCUCGAUCAGUCGCCCGGACCGAGCUACGCGGCGUCGAUAGGGGGUCCCGAGUACGGAGUACCGCAGAACAACACGGCGAACGCAACGUCGACACCAGGGGGCGUGUACGCCGGCUACGCUCACUGCAACGACGCCGGCAGCACCGGCGCACGCAAUGACAUGCCGUCCUACGGACAGCAAGGAUCGUCCACACCCGGCUCAAUAUCGCCUUCUCACAGUAGCCAUACGGACGGUGGGCCGCCUUAA
Molecule: messenger RNA, 849 nt
Organism: Priapulus caudatus
Lineage: Eukaryota; Metazoa; Priapulida; Priapulimorpha; Priapulimorphida; Priapulidae
Product: homeobox protein Dlx3b-like
Exons: 3
Coding region: 1-849 (282 amino acids)
Molecular function (GO): DNA binding
Source: RefSeq, a predicted model, not a curated record